UCGUCCCGAGCUGACGUCUCAUCGCGAAAGUUCUACUUCUGCGAAUUUCAAUUCAAUUCAUUUUGUUGAUUCUAUUCUAUUGUGGAAUUUCUCUUUGUUUAGAUUAUUUGCUAACCUUUUUUUUAAGGCCCGGGUGCCGCGGGCCCCGUGGCCCUUUUUAACAACGUUGUUGCGAACUAAGUCCGAAUUCGACUGAGACAUGUCGCUUGUCGUUAAACUUAACCGUUUUAAGGUGCUGAAAUGCAAGAACGAGAAGUACGCACGUUUGGAGUUCCGAGGUUCCCUCAAAUACUCCGCGUCAGUGAUGGAGAGUGACGAGAUCAUCCACGUCAACCAGCGCUUCGAAUGGAUCGUGCACCGACCAGUAGGCCCGGGAGAGGUCCUCACCCUGAGCCUCAUGUCCCGCGCCCGCUGGAGCUCUCCCCGGACCCUCGGCGUCUACCGGCUGGGCCUGCAGAUCCUUGUCAAUGAUGGCCAACUCUCCAUCACUGAUACCUUGGUUGACGAUCAUAACCGAGCUGUUCCCGUGUUUGUUGAGAUGGACGUGUUCUACACGGCUCCGAAGUACAAGGAGUUAUUGCCAACCGACGAAUCAGGGUACAUCAUCGACGCUCCAUCUUGCAGCCGCUCCCACCGCGACUCGGUGCAGCCCGCGGUGCACGGUGCUUCUCCUGGCUCGUCUCAUGCCCCUGUACAUUCGACCCAUGCCUCUGUCCAUACUUCUGCUCACGGUUCCGCUCACGGCUCGGCUCACAGCUCAGCUCAUGGGUCAGCUCAUGGAUCUGUUCAUGGUUCCGCUCACAGCUCCGCCCCUCCGUCUGAUGGCGAUGAAGAAAACGCGUUGACUUACAUCGAGAAGAAUAUCGCGAGUCUGGAGCGGACCAUGCAGAGGACCGUGAGGUUGUGGUCGAUAUUGAGCCAGCUGAUGAAUCGAGGGCUCGUAAAUUAA
This is a messenger RNA of Manduca sexta (tobacco hornworm), 949 nucleotides long. Its product is annotated as otoferlin-like. The record is from RefSeq and is a predicted model, not a curated record. The transcript has 4 exons. NCBI's taxonomy places the organism in Eukaryota, Metazoa, Arthropoda, Insecta, Lepidoptera, Sphingidae. The coding region runs from base 200 to 949 and encodes 249 amino acids.